UAUCUUUGUACAACGUGUGCUAUUGACUCUUUUUAACCAACAGAUUCCACUCUGGGGAAAUGGUAUAGAAGCGCAGUGGCCAUCAGUUAACUAUCAGUAUUUGUUAAAGCCACAUUGAAGAAAGAAGGCAUUGUUAAAAGCAAAGAAAAAAUAAUUAUUGUAAUUUUUUAAAAGUAAUAAGUUUAUAAACAAAAUGAAGUCAUUUUUGAUCGCAGUCACCGUGUUGUAUACAGUCUCAUCUGCCAUUGCCGAUGUAUCACAUAUUCUAAACGAAUAUUCCACAACAACACAUCCGCCUCCAGCAAGCCCGUAUGUGUUUAGUUAUGCAGCUGGAAGGGCACCCGGACAUGUUGAUCGUACCCAUACCGAAGUAUCAGAUGGUUCAGGAGUUAUUCGUGGAGCAUUUUCAUAUGUUGACCCUAGACAAGAAGUCCGAACAGUCCAAUAUACCGCCGAUGAAUAUGGUUUCCAUCCGGAGUUGAGCCAUGAGCCAGAAGAUACUGAAGCAAACAAAUUGGCUAAAGAGAGACAUUUUGCUUUGUACAAUAAAAUCGCUGAACAACACGCCCAUCCUCAACUUCUUCAAGAGCAAUCCAUUGCUGACGCUCCACACCAAAGUGAAUCUGUUAUUCGAGCAACCAACAAACAUUUGUCUUUGUUUGAUAAAAUCGCCCGAGAACAUGCUGCCAUUGGAGCACAACAAUUAGCUGAACGUUUGGCAUUUGAAGCAACAUCUGAAGCAAAUUUAUUGGAAGAAAACUCACAUCAUUGAUUAAUAAAUAAAUCAAUGUAAAAAAAGAAAAUCUUAAUUUGAAUUAUAAAAAUUGUAAUAAAUGUAAAAAAAAAAUAAAAUAAUUUCCGAAACUGGUUGUAAAUAAACUAAAUACGCACAGAAA
This is a messenger RNA of Eupeodes corollae, 896 nucleotides long. RefSeq lists its product as uncharacterized. Lineage: Eukaryota; Metazoa; Arthropoda; Insecta; Diptera; Syrphidae. The transcript is spliced from 3 exons. Bases 194 to 772 code for a protein of 192 amino acids. Gene Ontology annotation, cellular component: chitin-based extracellular matrix. The record is from RefSeq and is a predicted model, not a curated record. Gene Ontology annotation, molecular function: structural constituent of chitin-based larval cuticle.